Molecule: messenger RNA, 1119 nt
Organism: Pseudovirgaria hyperparasitica
Lineage: Eukaryota; Fungi; Ascomycota; Dothideomycetes; Acrospermales; Acrospermaceae
Exons: 4
Coding region: 1-1119 (372 amino acids)
Source: RefSeq, a predicted model, not a curated record
AUGACUGUUAUUGUUGCAUUGGCAGAAGCUCGCUUCGGUCAAGAACAAGUCCCAAUAUCAGCCAUAGGACAAGUCCAAGGCGGGGAGCCUGGUGUAGCACAAACUAUCGCUGGUGCAGCUAUCAGUGAUCUACUUGCUGGCACUAAUGCUUGUGAUAAGUUGUCACGAGCCGACCAGAUCAUCGCCGAGCUUGGUGAUGGCGCAGAUGCUCUAGCCGCUGCCAUCGGAAUGGUAGCAGCUGAGAAGAAUGUCAAUCCCUUCAACUCGCAAACGCCUGUAGUAUGCAGUGACCCUAGCCUUCCUUCCACAGAAGCAUUACGAGGUAUCACGCCACUUGUUGACCCAGACUUCGCGGAUGCAGAUAUUGCAAACUCGCUCAGUUCUCAGACUGUCACUACUCCGCUGGAUGCGACCAACAAGAGCAUACUGGAUCUUAUGCAAGAGGCCGGUGUAGCCAAUGUUGCGGGUCAAGCUCCUGGCGGUGCAGUUGGAGCUGUUAACCCCGGAGCAGCAACUGGUAAUGCGGACUCAGGUAUGGUGGACCAAGAUGCUGGAGCUGUAGAUGCUGGUAAUGCAACCGCUGUUGCUCCCAUAGCUGCCUGUAACGGUACGGCUGUUAUUGGAAGCAACCAAACAGCCAGCAACGUAACGAACCCUCCAGUGGAUGCCGGUGCUGACACAGGGGCUAAUGGCACCGACCCUGCAUCUGACGCGGCAACGUCUCUCGACGGCGCCGAUUUUGGUCUCUGUACUCCCACCAUGACUUUCGAAGGCGGACGUGCGAAUCGCGCAGCGGAUGAGUUCACAUUCCUCCCAGCUGAUCCACUCGUCGCCCAGGGUCAACAAGAAGCCCUGAAUCCAAACAUCAUCACAAACCGUAUUUGCGAUCAAUUGACGAAUGUUUGCGAGGCUAAUGAUGCGGCAAAGACGGCAUGUCUGGAUGCGAAGGCGCAAAUUUUGGCACUGGGUACGAGGGAUAAGACCACAGCUGAUACAUGGAACACACUGCUGGGCUUUGAUGGUGCGGUCACAAAUCCCAGUGGUGGGCCUGCAGAACCACCUGCUGCUGCGCGUAUGAAGGCGGGGACCAAGAGGAGCGCCAGAGUGUUCAUCGCUUGA